Molecule: messenger RNA, 897 nt
Organism: Didymella exigua CBS 183.55
Lineage: Eukaryota; Fungi; Ascomycota; Dothideomycetes; Pleosporales; Didymellaceae
Exons: 3
Coding region: 87-563 (158 amino acids)
Source: RefSeq, a predicted model, not a curated record
GGCAGAUAAUUUCUAAGUCAAAAUCGCUCAAUCGACUACCCGAUGAACUGUGAAAAGAUCACCAUGAGUGUGUGGAAACUUCCGCCAUGAUCUGUGAUUCGAUCUUCGAGGGUUUGGGUUGCUUUGUCGUUAGGGACGUUAGCGACAAGGCCUUUGAUUUCGGUACUUCGACUGGUCAAUUUUGUAUGCCGAAUAGCCUCUCAUCCAGAUGGUUCCAACGGUGCUGUGUGUCAGCAGCUCCGAGAAUAAGGCUGCGUUGUGUGCGUGCUCAGUGUGCCAUCAUUGCGUGGGGAUGUGCAAUACCAGCUCCAGUUGUGCCUGGUAGCCUGUGCGAUAAGAGUGAGAUGUUCGUAAGCUCUAUUGUCAGCCGGUUUGUGUUGUUGCCGUUCGUCUCGGAGCUUUAUCCGUGGGCACCAAGUGUCCCUGAUCUUUGCACACUACUUCACCGUAACAGCGUACGUGCCAUGCUUCCAAAUCAGCGCGCUAGGGAUCACCCAUACGGACACAUGAGCGCUACACCACCGGGAGCAUUUAGAUUGACGCCGGCUCAGAUCCAAGAUUAGAGUUUGUAGUUGUGCACACCGCUUUCCGUUCCCUCGGAGUGGUGGGCUCUCAAGUCUCAUGCUUCCGGCGCACUCGGCGAGACGAGCGGCAGGGGACGUUGGACCGCAUAGCCGGAUCUGGGCCUACACGUGUGACUUGGCUCGAGUCGAACUCACACCUUUUGAUGGGCCGAUUUGGCGAGCACUCCGGUGCAUCUCUAGCUGGCGGCUUUGUGGUGCAUGACGCGAUAUCGUACGAUGAUGGACACGUUUCCAACCGAUGACGAGUUAUUGGAAGACGACGAUAGCCGGGAUAGAGUCAGAAGCUACGUGAGGGCAUUUUGAGGUUUAUGCG